AUGAGCCAGGCGGACGUGUCCACAUGCUCCGCGCCACAGCGGGUUUUUCAGGAGGCGGUGAAGAAGGGAAACACCAAGGAGCUACAUUCAUUGCUCCAAAACAUGACAAACUGCGAGUUUAAUGUGAACUCGUUUGGUCCCGAGGGCCAGACGGCCCUGCAUCAGUCUGUGAUAGAUGGCAACUUGGAGCUGGUCAAACUGCUUGUCAAAUUCGGGGCGGACAUCCGACUGGCAAACAGAGAAGGAUGGAGCGCGUUACACAUCGCCGCUUUUGGGGGUCACCAGGACAUUGUACUAUACCUCAUCACCAAGGCCAAGUACUCGUCUGGCGCCCGUCCUGACUCAGGGAACCAGCAGGAGACCCAGCAGGAGACCCAGCAGGAGAUCCAGCAGGAGAACCAGCAGGAGUUCCAGCAGGAGAGCCAGCAGGAGACCCAGCAGGAGAUCCAGCAGGAGAACCAGCAGGAGUUCCAGCAGGAGAGCCAGCAGGAGACCCAGCAGGAGAUCCAGCAGGAGAACCAGCAGGAGUUCCAGCAGGAGAGCCAGCAGGAGACCCAGCAGGAGAUCCAGCAGGAGAACCAGCAGGAGUUCCAGCAGGAGAGCCAGCAGGAGACCCAGCAGGAGAGCCAGCAGGAGAGCCAGCAGGAGACCCAGCAGGAGACCCAGCAGGAGAGCCAGCAGGAGACCCAGCAGGAGACCCAGCAGGAGACCCAGCAGGAGACCCAGCAGGAGACCCCGCAGGAGAGCCAGCAGGAGACCCAGCAGGAGACCCAGCAGGAGAGCCAGCAGGAGACCCAGCAGGAGACCCAGCAGGAGACCCAGCAGGAGACCCCGCAGGAGAGCCAGCAGGAGACCCAGCAGGAGACCCAGCAGGAGAGCCAGCAGGAGACCCAGCAGGAGACCCAGCAGGAGAGCCAGCAGGAGAGCCAGCAGGAGACCCAGCAGGAGAGCCAGCAGGAGAGCCAGCAGGAGACCCAGCAGGAGAGCCAGCAGGAGAGCCAGCAGGAGACCCAGCAGGAGACCCAGCAGGAGACCCAGCAGGAGACCCAGCAGGAGAGCCAGCAGGAGACCCAGCAGGAGACCCAGCAGGAGACCCAGCAGGAGAGCCAGCAGGAGAGCCAGCAGGAGACCCAGCAGGAGACCCAGCAGGAUAAGUUAUUAUUUAUGAACAACUAA
Molecule: messenger RNA, 1176 nt
Organism: Knipowitschia caucasica
Lineage: Eukaryota; Metazoa; Chordata; Actinopteri; Gobiiformes; Gobiidae
Source: the annotation of a GenBank genome assembly